Leptidea sinapis is the source of this 4454-nucleotide messenger RNA. RefSeq names its product THO complex subunit 2 (gene tho2). Gene Ontology annotation, cellular component: THO complex part of transcription export complex. Gene Ontology annotation, molecular function: mRNA binding. Gene Ontology annotation, biological process: mRNA processing; mRNA export from nucleus. The coding region runs from base 101 to 4333 and encodes 1410 amino acids. The transcript has 30 exons. NCBI's taxonomy places the organism in Eukaryota, Metazoa, Arthropoda, Insecta, Lepidoptera, Pieridae. The record is from RefSeq and is a predicted model, not a curated record.
UCCCACCCCUGAGGCCUGGAUUGCAAUUUGCAACCAUGGCUGCGGCAUCGCAUGUCUAAUUUUGUUGUGAAAUUUUUGUUUAUUUUUACGAUUAAACAAAAUGAGUGCGACUCCUAAAUUUGUCUUAGAAUAUUGUAAAAAUUGGGAAAAAUCAGGAAAGGAUCAAUAUGUAAAAUUUAUAACACAGCACAUAAAAGACGAAAACAAGAGUCCACUUUUCACAAAAUCUGGGAAACUAUCUGGUUUUUCACAAGGUUUAUAUGACUUACUUAUUUGUGGACUCAAAGGUUAUUUGAAAAAGGAUGCAGUAAUAUUGGUUCUUCGAGAAAUAAUUGCCUUGCAUGCAGAUAUUCCAUCAAUUCUUUUGGAUGUAAUAUGUGUUCUUGAUGCAGAAACUUCUUUAGAUGUACAGAAUGAAGAAAGAGUCAACUUUUGCUAUGUUGUUAGAGAAUUGGAACCUUUGAUAUCAGAUAAAUUAUUAAAGGAAAGAUUAGAAAUUGACACACUGCAAGAUGUAGGAACUUUGAAAAAUAAAAACUUUUAUACAAAAUUUAUUAAAGUUAAGACUAAACUAUAUUAUAAGCAACGUAAAUUUAAUUUAUUUAGAGAAGAAAGUGAAGGCUAUGCUAAACUUAUUGUUGAAUUAAAUCAAGAGAUAGCUGAAGAAACAGACUGGAAAAAUAUUCUGGAAAUAAUACAGUCUCUAAUAGGUUGUUUCAAUUUAGAUCCAAAUAGAGUGCUAGAUAUAAUAUUGGAGUCCUUUGAAGCAAGACCACACUUAGAUAAUCUUUUCAUUUCCCUGAUUAGGGGCUAUAUGUGUGAUCCACAAGUAAUAUCCGAGGUGUUAGGCUUUAAGCUAAGUAAUAUGGAAGUGUUGGAGAGCUACAAAGAGCCACCAAAUUUAAUGGUUGUUAUAGCGCUUCUUUUACAACAUCAAGUCAUUUCAUUGGAUAACAUUUAUCCCUGGCUUCGUCCAGAUGACACUAUAAUGGCCAAAGAAACUGAUAGAGAAAUUAAAUUAAUUCAGGACUUUAUCCGAAAAUUAAAUAUUGUCUCAACAAAAGGACCACAAGCCAAUUGUCCUACAGAAUUUGUUGAGGAAAAGCCAGAUCCUCAGGAGUAUUGGGCUAAUCAGAAGCUGGUUUUGGGUGAGGCGUUAUUGCGUGUGCGAGCCUGGCGCGAGUUUUCAUCUUUAUACAACCGCCUGCUGAUCACUGCCAUGCCACAGAGACCCGCAACAGCCCUUUGUGAUAUGUUGCAUGCACUCGUUGAACCUCUCUACAGAAAUCAAUGUCGAGUAGCUCCGAAAAUAAUUGGAAAACCAGUUCCACCAUUGAAAUCAACUCUAGCGCCAAAAGCAUGUAAAACAUUUGAAGACAUGAAGGACACAGUCAUUCCAGCCCUGAUCUUGUUGGGACCUACAUUACAUUAUGAUCCAAUACUGAUGUACAAAAUAAUUCGCAUCCUGCGAGCGUCGCGCUCCGUCCCAGAAGAUCCCUUGCACCACGAGGCCCUGACCGUGUUGGACGCGGCGGUACUCCCGGCGCUCUCACUCAUGGAGGGCAACUGCUGCAUGGCCGAGGAGGUCUACACCUUGCUCAGAUUGUACUCCUACCAGUGCAGAUACUGCUUGUAUGCGCGUUGGAAGAACGAUUCUGGUGAGAAAAUACCAUCGUUGAUGCGAGUUAGAGGCAACUCUCUACAGCGUAUCAAACACAUCAUGAAGCGAGUCUCCAAGGAAAAUAUCAAACCGCAGGGUCGUCUCAUUGGUAAACUGUCGCACGCGGCACCGGCGUUCUUGUUCGACUACAUGCUGUUACAAAUCCAAAUGUAUGACAACCUCAUCGGGCCAGUUGUGGAGUCCCUCAAAUACCUGACAUCCCUCUCCCUGGACGUGCUGGGCUACUGCUUGGUGGAAGCUCUGUGCUCUGGCCGAGGAGUGGAGGCCAGCGGGGCCGCUCAUCCGCCGUGGCUGCAGGCCCUGGCAGCAUUUGCUGGUGCGGCCUUCAAGAAACAUAACAUUGAGUUGACUGGUCUGUUGCAGUUUGUAGCCAACCGCUUGAAGGCUCAACAGAGCCAAGAUCUGCUGAUACUCAAAGAAAUAGUUCAAAAAAUGGCUGGUAUCGAAGCAGCUGAAGAGAUGACUCAAGAGCAACUGGAAGCCAUGGCAGGUGGCGAAUUGUUGAAAGGCGAGGCUGGAUACUUUUCACAAGUCCGGAACACCAGACGAUCCUCAGCCCGGCUAAAAGAUGCUGUUGUGGGCAAUAAUUUGGACAUUGCUCUGUGUAUAUUAGCAGCACAACAACGACAUUGCUGUGUUUGGAAAGAGUGCAAUAUCGAUGGCACCGAGAGUGAGGCGAGCGGGUCACAGUUGAAGGUGGUGGGGCGCCUGGCCGACCAGUGCCAGGACGCGCUGGUGCAGCUCGGGACCUUCCUGGCGUCCUCGCACACGCCCGGAGAGUACGCGGCGAGGCUGCCGCCCUUACCGGAAUUACUUCGCGACUAUCACGUCGACGCGGAUGUCGCAUUCUUUCUGCACCGCCCAGUACUAACGCAAAAAAUAACUGCGAAGAUUGAAUCGUUACGCAAGAGUUCUGACACCAAAUCUGACUCGUUGGAGAAAAGCAUUGAAAGAUACAACAUUGCGUCGAAGGAGGCGUUGGACCCCAUCGUUACCUCAAUCACACCAUUGUUGCCAGCUCGGGUGUGGGAGGAUAUUUCUCCCGAGUUUUACGUUACAUUUUGGUCAUUGUCUAUGUAUGAUCUGCGAGUGCCUGUGGAAAGUUACGAGAGGGAAAUAGGCAGAUUGAAAGCGGCUGCUGCGGGUGCAGCCAAGGAUUCUUCCCAGGGAACAAAGGGAAAGAAGGAACAGGAGCGAUAUAAUACCCUGAUUGAAAAGCUUCAGGACGAGCGCCGCCGCCAGGAGGAGCACGUGCGGCGCGUGCGCGGCCGCCUGGCCCGCGAGGCCGGCGGCUGGUUCCGCGCGCGCGCCGCCAAGUCGGCCAAGAACGAGGCCGUGACGCGCCUCAUGCAGCUGUGCCUGUUCCCGCGCUGCGUGUUCACGGCCGCCGACGCGCUCUACUGCGCGCAGUUCGUGCACACCGUGCACGCGCUCAAGACGCCCAACUUCUCCACGCUGCUGUGCUACGACCGGCUGUUCUGCGACAUCACGUACUCGGUGAUGUCGUGCUCGGAGGGCGAGGCCGGCCGCUACGGCUCGUUCCUGCGCCGCGUGCUGGCCACGGCCAUGCGCUGGCACGCCGACCGCGCCGCCUUCCACGCCGAGUGCGCGCACUUCCCGGGCUUCGUCACCAAGUACCGCGUGUCCAACCAGUUCACCGAGGCCAACGACCACGUCGGCUACGAGAACUACAGACACGUGUGCCACAAGUGGCACUACAAGAUCACGAAGGCCAUGGUGGUGUGCCUGGACUCGGGCGACUACGUCCAGAUCCGCAACGCGCUCAUCGUACUCAUUAAGAUUCUGGAGCACUUCCCAGUGUUGAUUAAGCUGGCGCAGAUUAUUGAACGGAAAAUUGAGAAGGUGAAAGAAGAAGAAAAAAUUAAAAGGCCGGAUUUAUAUGUGCUGGCUACCGGGUACAGCGGCCAGUUGAGAAACAAAGUACCGAGCAUGAUGUUGGAGGGGGACUUCCACCAGAUGAGCGAACAAAACAAACCACCCGCCGCACAAACAAUAUCAGUGAAAGAGGACUCCACGCAAAAACCCCAAGAAGUUAUUACGUCACCUCAACAGGCACCAGACGUGGAAAAGAAGAGCAGUGACCGGCGCAGAGAGGACUCAGAUCGUGAUAAGGACACUAAACGGGAGACGCGAAUGUCUGUAAAGGAUAGAAGUAAGGACGAAUUACUGCGAAGUAAAGAUAAAUCUCCACGAGACAGAUCACAUAGAGAGGAUCGUUACCUGGAGGCAGUGUCACCACCUCAUGAUUCUCGUCAUCCCUCCGAUGACAUAGAUCGUGAUGUGAAACGCCGUAAAGUAGAAGGCAGCAGCAAUGGCAAGGGUAGCAAAGAUAUUGAGGAACGUUCACCAGAAAAAGAGAAAAGAAAGACAAAAGUAAGAGGUGACGACCGUAAAGAACGUAAAAUGAAUCGCAAGAGGGAUAGAGUGGAAGAAUCUACUCUUUUAGAACAAAAACGCCGUCGAGACGAACAAAAAGCUGCCAUCAAACUGCCAGGUCAUCAGAAUGGCUCACAGGAUGACCACCACUAUGAGAAAUAUCAUAAGAGGGAAAAAUCACCAUUUCGGGAUCGAUCGCACGAGGAGCAGAGAGACAAACAUAGGAGGUCAAACGAGUCAAAGGUGAGAAGAUAAGGAGAACGAAGACGCGGGAAUCACUCUUCUAAUAUUAACAUAAUAAUGUUUUGAAAUAAAAUAAUUACCGCUGACAAACAGUACCUAAAAUACUGCAAAUAAAUUUAAAAUAAAUACUAAA